This is a messenger RNA of Diospyros lotus (date-plum), 1509 nucleotides long. RefSeq lists its product as uncharacterized. Lineage: Eukaryota; Viridiplantae; Streptophyta; Magnoliopsida; Ericales; Ebenaceae. The transcript has 4 exons. The record is from RefSeq and is a predicted model, not a curated record. The coding region runs from base 1 to 1509 and encodes 502 amino acids.
AUGUGGGAAGGCAGAGCCAUUGAUGAUGAGGACGAUGAACUUCAAGAAGCUAGGCAGAAGGUCAUAGAAGCCAACAGGAAAAUAAGACAGAGGGAUAAGGAAGAGGCAGAUGCAAUUGCAGCUGCUGAAACCAAUAAUGGUGAACCGGGUGUAAAUGAACUUGCAGCUGUAGAUGAUGCCGCCACUGAAAAUGCAAAUCCAGAUGUUGAGUUGGUAAGUGAUGAAAGUAGUUUAGAUGGAAAGAGCAACUCCUCACAUUACAUACCAAGUGAUCACCCGGGCAGCUACAAUGACAGAAGUAGUAACUCAGGAUCUGAAGAUGAGUUUGAGGUCCGUCCUACUAGUCGUCAAAGGUUUGAUGGUAGCAGUGAAAUUCCUCAAUUCACUCUUGGUAUGACAUUUGCUAGCCCUGCUGAGUUUAAGGCUGCUGUAUGUACAUAUGCAAUUUUGAAUGGAAAACAACUAAGGUGUGUAAAAAAUGACAAGCUUAGGGUUAGGUACAUUUGUGUUGGAGAUUGUAAAUUUGUCAUAUAUGCAUCGAAUGAGAGGAAUGAUGGUAGCUUUGUGGUGAAAACUUAUUAUCCACACCAUGAAUGUGGUAGGGGGGAUAAUAGAAACAAGUUAGCUAGGUCUUCCUUCAUUGCACAACAUUUUAGGACUAGAAUAUUGACUGAUCCUGGGAUUAAAAUUAGGACCCUUAAAACACUAUGCAAAACUCUGCUAAAAGUUGAAGUGAAUACUAGUGUUUGUAGGAAUGCUAAGGCUGCUGUAUUGAAGGAAGUAAUGGGUUGUUAUGUUGAAGAGUUUCGUAAUCUUUGGGGUUAUGUUAGGGAAUUAAGGAAGUCAAAUCCAGGCAGUACUAUCAUUUUGAAAACUUGUACAAAUAAUCCCGAGAAGAAGAACUACUUUGAUAGGUUGUAUAUUUGCUUUGAUGCACUUAAAAGAGGUUGGUUAGUGGGGUGUAGGAAGAUAAUAGGUGUUGAUGGAUGUUUUUUGAAGGGGGUUUGUAAAGGUAUUUUAUUAGUGGCGGUUGGAAGGGAUGGGAACAACCAAAUGUUUUCGAUUGCAUGGGCUGUUGUUGCUGCUGAGACCAGUGUGAUAUGGACAUGGUUCAUUAGGGUCUUACAGCACGAUUUGCAUCUUGGUAAUGGGGCAGAUUUGGCGAUUGUCUCUGACAUGCAAAAGGGAUUGACGAGGGCUAUAGCUAAUGUUCUCUCACAGGCAGAACAUAGGCACUGUGCAAGGCAUAUAUACCAUGCCUUUAAUAAAAAAUGGAAGGGACAAGAACGAAAGCUUGGUUUUUGGUUGUGUUCUAGGGCCCAUUUCAAGGAAGAUUUAAAAGAUAAACUUAAGGAUUUGAGUCAGUUGGGGAAGGGCAUAGUCGAAGAUGUGCUCACAUGGCCAGUUGAGAGAUGGUGCAGGGCAUAUCAAAGAACUGAUAUUAAGUGUGAUGUCGUCGACAACAAUAUGGCAGAGGCAUUCAAUGGUUGGAUAUUGGAUAGCAGGUAA